Messenger RNA from Rhagoletis zephyria (snowberry fruit fly), 1326 nucleotides. Its product is annotated as general odorant-binding protein 19d-like. Gene Ontology annotation, molecular function: odorant binding. The record is from RefSeq and is a predicted model, not a curated record. NCBI's taxonomy places the organism in Eukaryota, Metazoa, Arthropoda, Insecta, Diptera, Tephritidae. Gene Ontology annotation, biological process: sensory perception of smell.
GUUUUAAUUUUUAAUUUUAAUUUAUUAAAUUUUUUUCAUUCCUAAGCAAAAAUGCUUCACGCAUCAUAUUUCAGUAAAGUCGGAUCAUUUUUAGUACUCUUUGCCGCAUCUUAUAUGGGACCACCCUAAUAUAUAAUGUAUGUAAGUAUCUACAUGAGCACAUAGAUUUACGUUUCGCUAUCUAAAUAAUUUUUCCCAUACAAAACCUAUUGUACUCGCAUCUCAGAAUAAAUGAAUUUCACAGUUGAAGUUCGAUUGCUAUUCAUAAACCUUGUACGAAUCUGCGGAAUGAGAGUCCUUAGUGUUCUUACGAUUUGCUUAGCAAUAUCAUUGCUGCCAGUUUCGAUGUUGGCUGACCCUCCACCACCACAUUAUGACUCGCUACGCACCAUGGCAGAGGCUGCAGUUGAGGAUUGCUAUGAGGAUGCGGAUCAGAAUGUUAAAGUAGAAAUAACCGAUGAGGGCUUCGAUGAGCUAUUAAGGGGUUCACGUGGUAAUUUAUUGCGUAAUACGAAAUGUUUGCGUUACUGUAUUAUGAGAAAAAAUGGAUUGAUCAAUGCUGGGAAUUCUAUUGAUGAAGAUAGAGUCGUAGAAAUUUUUGAAAUUAUCCAUCCUCAAAUUGAGAAGGAAAAGCUGAUAAAAGUUCUCCAAAAGUGCUCCGAUGAAACUGAAAAGCAAAUCGAUAAUUGCGAGCGUGCCUUUGCUGCGGCGACGUGCGUCCUUGGCGAGUUGAAGGGACAAGGUGUUACGGAUAUUUAAUUAAAUACUGCUAUGUUAAUACAAGUCUUGCAAAACCCUCGCACGGUAUACGGAUUGUACGUUUUGCAUAGGUAAACCGGUUCCACCGUGCAAUGCGUGCACCGUACACGGCUUUUGCAAGACCUAGAGAAUACCCGAAAUUAAUAUAAACAUUUUAUAAGUAUCACUUCAUUAAAGUGUAAUUGAAUUUCUCUACAGUUUUAAAUUAAAUAAAUCAAAAAAUUAAUUUUUUAUUAUCUAAAAAUUGCAGCUUUAAUAAAUUCACUUUAUCAAAUAGAAUUUGUGUUUGCUACACUAAAAAAUACUUAAUAAAUUUCAAAUAGUCUUCCAGUUGUUGCUGCUCAACUACGUCCAGCAGCUGUGACAUGCAGGCGCUAUAUUCCAGUAUGGCCUGCAACAGCUCCAACGACUCCAUUGUGGUACCAAACAUUUGUGUUAAGCUAUUAGUUCGAGUAUCACUCUAUAUUAUCUACAUACAAUGCUGCAUUGUUUAUACAUUUUGUAUGCGUUCAUUAGCUUAAGAUUUUUGUUGCUGCCCGCAUCCAUGCGCUUCAGCUGCUUUGAUUG